AACAUUUUUUUUUUCCAUUUCAUUAUAUAUUUUCCCAUCCAAUUUUUAUUAAAACAUUAAUAUUCCUCUUUAUCAUGCUUAGAUAUUCGACCGCUUUACUUGUAACUCUAAUACCGAAAGUUAUUCAAACCGCAUGGUUUUUCAACCUUCCAAACAAAAUGCAUUCAAUUUAAUUUGUCGAUAUUAAUUUUAAAACCAUACAUUAUGAUUCAUAACAUUUAUUGAUUUCAUCUAAGGCAUUUUUCAUAGAUAUUCUGUUAUUUACCGCAACUGUUAAAUCGUCUGCGGAUUGUACACUUUUUAUUUUAGAAUUAUUUUUCACAACACCAUAUGCCAUUAUUAUGUUUUUCUUAAAUUUUACGUGUAUCUAAUUGCCAAAAUUUCUGCUAAAAAAGGAAAAUGGAGGGCUGAUAGGAGAAACCCUUGUCUCCAAUUCCCUCUCUGGCCCCUGUCAUCAAGCACAUUUUAGAAAGCCAUUUGUUGUUGUCCCCGUCAAGAUUUUUUUUUUUUUUUUUUUUACACAUGUGGAGACUCGGCCCCUAUAGUAAAAUAAUUCCGAAGUGUACAUAUUUCCAUUAAUUUUCCAGUCUGUAUUUGAUUAUUUUUGGACUUUGCUUAUCAAGAAAUUUUAUCAUACACCCCCCCCCCCCUUUCAGUUGAAUCCGUAUGUAAUAGUAAUUAUGAACAUAUAUGAGAAUUUCAAGCAGGUACCGAACAGUUCCAGAUUUAAUUGUGUCAUUUAUUGUCUGUGCCAUAAAAAUAAAUCAAGAAAGGAAAAUUGUUCUUGUUUUUUUUUUUUUUUUUUUCUUUUAUGAAACGUAAAAACUGGACCUGAAAAUGGCAGUUAUCAUUCACAAGUCGUAAAAAUGAUGAAAGAUGAAGCAUUGCUUUGCAAAUGAAAUUGUAUGACAUGCCUACAUGUAUGGCAUGCCGAAAAACAUGAUAAGUAUAUCUUGGUGGGAAUGCACCUUUUCACAUACAAUCCACUCUACUCACAUACCGCGUAUUAAUGAGAUAUUAAAGGGUUUCCCUCCCACUGUGUUUAAAAAUUAAGGCGGGAAUAGAUCAUUGAUCGAUAGAUGGCGCUAUGCAUCUUUGUGUUGAACAUGCUUGAAUUACUACCAGUACGUACUCCUUAAAACGUUUACGUGAUCACAGCAUUGACUAGGCGAAGGUGAAAGACGGACGGACGCGGAGAUAUAUCCGCCAUUUGCAUUUCAUUUGGGCGGCCUAGUUUUCAAUUUCCGUCUUACCUGGGCGAAACGACUUCAAGGAAUAUUGGAUGCCUCAAGUUGGCUGGCGAUUUAAACAAUGGAGACCGGGUUACGGAAGAGUCCACGUGUCACGGCGGCGAAGAAGAAGCAGGGUCAGGUUGUGUGGUCCAUUGUCAAGUCACAGUUCCAGGCCUUGUGCAAGACUCUGAGUGGAUCCAGCGUAGAGAGUUUGGUUCUGACCAGUCACAACUACCAGUAUUGCGGCUCGGCAAAGGGAACCAAAUUCCUACAAGACAAGAUCGCACUAGUUGAAGGAGUGGAUCUAAAAGUGAAAGGGGGUUCCCCAACCAAGGGGGAUAAGUCUAAGAUUGUUUGGGAAGUUGUGGAACAGCAGUUCGAAGCUUUGGUAAACUCAUUGUCAGAACUUGGUGUGGACACUCUGAUACUCACCAGUCACAUGACCAAAGACACAGGCUUCUGUGGCUCACCCCAGGGCCUAAAGUUCCUGAAAGACAAUCCAAAGUUGGGACAGUUUUUCAUGGCUUAUUGUGCAGGGAAUGAUAUGAAGAAAGCACAGGUGCCAGAAAAAUCUGUUCUGACCAACUGGUUUUCACUGUUUACCAGCGAUGAUAAAAGUGAAGAAGAGGAAGAGGAGGAGGAAGAGAAACCACCUGCAGAAGCCACACCCAAAAGAGGGAGGGGGAGACCUAGAUUGACACCCAAGCCAACACCCACACAAGAAAUAUCUAGUAAAUCUGAGGAUCAUCCAAAAAGGGGGAGAGGAAGACCCAAGAAGAAUGUGGAGGAUGGACAGACACCUGCUAAGAAAAAGGAAGUUCUUACACCCAAAGGAAGUGAGGAUGUAGAAGAUAAGGGUGUUAAGGAGACUCCAGCAGGAGAGGGUAGAACUAGGCGUGGUACCAGGGUAACGGACCUGAGAAACAAGCUAGAUACAUCAGUUGAGGAAUCACCGAGUGGAGAGAGGAAGUCAGCGAGGAAGAAAACGGUGUUUACAUGUGAUGACUGCAAGGAAACAUUUCAAAUGGAGUAUCUGCUACUGGUUCACAAGAAAAGGUGUAAGAGAGAAUCUCUUCUGACUUCCCCGCCAAAGUCAACCCGGAAGACGCCGGCAAAAACUAGCGCUCCACAGAAGAAGGCAGCAGUGGCUGGGACAAGUGGUACAGCUGCUACUCCAAAGAUACCAGAAACGAAACAACAAGUGGAGGAGAAGAAAGGUGAUGAAGUUGAUUUGUCCAAAAUCGAUAUCAGUACAGUUGUUAUGUCAGGUGCUUCAACUAUUGUGAUCACUGAAAGUGUGACAGGUGACUUACAGGGAGAUGAAGGGACUGUGGAAUCUUCAACAAUCAAACUUACAGAAACGGAAGAAAGCAAAGAAAAGGAAGGGGAGGAAGAUAAAUGGAAGUCGGAAGAAGGAGGAGAGUCACAGUCAAGUGAAACAGCAGAAAGUCAAAUGAAAGAGGAAGAGCAGGAAAGAGAGGAAGAGGAGAUGGAAGAGGAGGAAGAUGCAGAAGAGGAUGAUGGAGGGGAAUGGAAGCCAUCACAACCUGAUGCUCCUCCACCAGCUAAACGGCGGCGAGGACGAGGGCCCAGCAGGAGAGCAUUAGCGAUGAUAGAGGAUGAUGAUGAAGAAUACAGGGGGUCUAAGAGGAAGAGGAAGAUUCUUCUGAACAUGAAACAAGCAAUCCAGGUGUUAAAGCUUACUCCAAAACGAAAGGUUCAUCCAGACUCUGGAAUGGCGGAGGUCAAUCGUGUUGCUGAGAAGGUAGAUGCUGUUGCCUUGUUGCAAACCAGAGAAGAGGAAGGACAAGAAGAAGACAAUCAAGAAGAAGAGCAAUCAGCAACAGAGCAGGUGGCUGAGGCCGCUGAGGAAGUGACUAAUGGAGAAAGCCAGUCUGAACAGAUAGAGAAUCAAGUUACAGAGGAAGAGAACCAUAUUACGAAGGAAGAGCACCAGGUUAUUGAGGAAGAGAACCAGAAUUCUGAGGAACUGGUGGCAGAAUUAAAGGUGAAAGAGGAGAAGCUUCCGUUGAAGGUUGUAGUGGAGUCUAUUCCCUCUGAUGACGAGCAGGACAUUUCUGAGGCAGACUACCUGGACGUGGCAGAGAUUGAGAAGAUGGUGGACCUCUCGUCAUCUGACUGUGCAAUCUGCGGGAUGCACUUUAAGGACCCUAAGUACAUGAGAAAGCAUUUGAUCACCCACUCGGGUCAGAAGAACUAUGGCUGCAGUGUCUGCAAGAGGAAGUACAUGAGGCGCUACGACCUUCACCAGCAUCUCAUCAGAAUGCACGGGUGGAUCAAACUGGGACGGGGACAGGUGGUGGAAUCAGUGGACGAAUCAUACGAGCAUAUGGCGAAAUACGACUCGAAAAUUCUUGUAUAUGAUGUUACAGAGGAAAUGCAGAAUGAAGAAAGUCAAGAUGGGGCUGUGACGGGAGACAUGUUAGAGGAAGGGGAAGUCCGUGACAUCGGUAUGAAGACCGAAGCUCUCGACAACGUAAACCCUGACAAUGUUAUCUACGACAACCGACACAAACAGUUCGGUGAGCACGUCUGUACGUACUGUAGUUUCGCCUGUGAGACUCUCCUUGACCUUGACGUGCAUUUGGAGGCGGAGCACUACAUGAACGACCCAUUCCCGUGUAAAUUCUGCCCCACACGAUUUGACAAGUACACUAAGCUUCAGCGACACGUGUCGGCCGCUCACCCAGAGAAGCGAUACGGCUGUAGUGUGUGCGGGAAGCUGUUUAAAUAUUACUACACGAUGAAGGAACACGAGAAGAUCCACACGGACGAGAAGGCGUGGCUCUGUGACUUCUGUGGGAAAGGAUUCUCUCUACAGAAAUAUUUGAUAAAACACAAAGAGCGACACGAGGCCAUUCCUGUAGAUGAAAGCGGAAGUCACAAGUGUAAAUACUGCGAGAAAAGCUUUACAGAAGUCAAGUUGUACCAGAUCCACAUGCGGACCCACACCGAGGUCCCAGACAGGAUCCACCAGUGUAAUAUGUGUCCCAAGCGGUUCUUUAAGAUCACCCACCUGAAGCGCCACAUCAUGACUCACACCAAGGUCCGAAUGUACAAGUGUGAAAUCUGUCCUAGGUCUUACAAAGACAAGGACACUCUGAGGAAGCACAUCAAAUUCUGUCACCCGCCUGAGGGAGACGAAGUGGAGGAAUUCCAGUGUGAACACUGUGACAGGAAGUUCUACAACAAGGGGCAUCUGAAGAGGCACAUGGUCAAACACACAGGAGAGAGACCGUUUGUUUGUCCACAUUGCCAGAAAGGUUUUGGGGAGAAAAAGAGUCUGGAAAAUCACAUUAGAAUUCACACAGGUGAGAGACCUUACGAAUGUCAGGAUUGUGGGAAGCGUUUUAUUCAGCUGUCUCAUCUCAGACGACACAAGUAUCUCCACACCCAGAUUCGUAAUGAGGUGUGUACGGAGUGUGGGAAGCGGUUCUUCGAGAAGGCGGACCUCCAGAAGCACAGCCGCGUACACAGCAAGGAGAGGCCGUUCAAGUGCGACCUUUGUCCAAUGUCCUUCACCCAGCAAAACAUCCUCAAGUGCCACCGUCGCCGACACACCGGGGAAAAGCCAUACGUCUGCGACAUCUGUGAUCGGGCAUUUACUCAGAUGGGUGCUAUGCAGUGUCAUCGCCGUCUUCACACGGGAGAGCGACCGUACAAGUGUAAAUUCUGUGGUCUGGGUUUCGUCAGCAAGGAGAGGAUGAAGUUUCACACUUACUCUCACACAGGGCAAAAUCCUCACAUCUGUCACAUCUGUGGGAAAGGAUUCCGACUGAAGUUUAAGCUACAGAGUCACCUGGACAACCACGACGGAAUCUACAGACACCAGUGCGACUACUGUAGUAAAGGCUUCUUAGAGAAAGCCAAGCUCAACCGCCACAUCAAACAGAUCCACAUGCAAGAGUCUGCACCUGUGAGGACAAAGAUUGUAUCUCUUGAUGGUCCAAACAUCCAGACGAUUGAGGAAGACGGAGUAAUCACAGUCAUCCACACUCCUGCCUCGAGCGUCAGCGAAAACAACAUCGUACAGUACGUCCCCGUGUCGACUGCCGAUAACCCGCAGGAGGGGAUGACCGAGGAAGUGGUGGAAACACACGUCACUAUUCCGUUUGAAAUUAACAAUGAAAAUCAGCCAAGUGAGACCAACUCGGCGGUGUCCACGAUCCAGUUUGAGGCGGACGGAGAGGCUGCUCAGGCCACAGCAGCUAAUCUGGCAGCAUUGUAUUCAGGGGAGGCCACUCACAUCACCAUGCCGUCAGAUAGCAUUAUUUACCAAGGUGACGAGAAUGGAGAAGAGGUUGUGUAUGUGGUCAUUCCCGAGGACAAUCAGACGGUUAUUCUGUCGUAGUGGAGAAUCAGUCAGUGCACGAAGCCUGGAUUGUUUAUUCAAAGUUAUCACAGAACUUGUUUUAAAGUUUACAAACUGUGAUACCCUUCAAUUACAGCUUGCAAGAGGAUUUCCAUUAUUUUCUGUAUGCAAGUCUGCUUUUAAGAUUUGUGAGGUUGAUUUUUAUGUUUUCAUUCAUUAAGAAUAUUGAUAUUGAAUAGUGACAUGAAACUUCUAUUACACCUGAUAAUGUGUAUGCUGUAUUUACUCGUGUAAAUAUCAUAGAUUAUGGUUGUUACAUGUACAAGUGGGUCUUAAACAAAUUUAUAAAGGUUUGACAAUCUCUUAAUUUAAAAAUGCGGAUUAUGAACUGCCAGUAUAAAUUAAAAAAGAUAUUAAAAUAAGAUGAAUACAGUUUGGAAUUCCUUUAAUAUGAAAUACAUAUUUACUAGGGUAUUGACUGUAAUAAACCUUUGGACUGUAAUUCAAUAUAUAUAAUUCUUGAUGUAAAAAGGCACACAAAAGUGAUCUAUGAACUUGUCAUUAAAAAUCCUACCCUAAAAAAGGACCAAUUUAGAAAUGUGUGAGGAAGAUCUGACAGGAUUGGGGGGGGGGGGGGGGGGGGGGGGGGUACUCUGUAAAAGAAAAGGCACAAACUAGGGAGGGAGGGGGUUGGCAGAUCGGGAUUUGUGAUUUGUAGCAAUUGUAAAUUAUGACUUUUAAAGCAACUCAGGGAUGCAAAAUCUUACGUCUUGUUUUUGCAAAGCAUGGGAAAGAAAUGGGAUGGAGUUAACAUGUGUUCUUUUGUUGUAAACUGAUGGUUCACUUCAUGUACAUGUACAUGGGCACACAUUUGUGUCUUUUGUUUUUAACUGACAGUUCACUAUAUGUCCAUACAUGUUUAGUUUUAUUGAUGUUUGUAUCUGGAAAUUUCUGUUGAAGAUAUGAACUUGUGCCGUGGUUAUUUUCAAAUAAAGUCUAUGAAGCAAA
Ostrea edulis (European flat oyster) is the source of this 6573-nucleotide messenger RNA. RefSeq names its product zinc finger protein 62 homolog. Bases 1312 to 5604 code for a protein of 1430 amino acids. Gene Ontology annotation, molecular function: DNA binding. NCBI's taxonomy places the organism in Eukaryota, Metazoa, Mollusca, Bivalvia, Ostreida, Ostreidae. The transcript is spliced from 17 exons. The record is from RefSeq and is a predicted model, not a curated record.